Messenger RNA from Alosa sapidissima (American shad), 2381 nucleotides. RefSeq names its product collagen, type VIII, alpha 1a (gene col8a1a). Lineage: Eukaryota; Metazoa; Chordata; Actinopteri; Clupeiformes; Clupeidae. The record is from RefSeq and is a predicted model, not a curated record. The coding region runs from base 117 to 2294 and encodes 725 amino acids. Gene Ontology annotation, molecular function: protein binding. The transcript has 3 exons.
CUCUACUCAAGGAGUGUGUGUGUGUGUGUGUGCAUCUAUCUGUGUGAGUGUGUGUGUCUUAUUGUGUGUCCAGAGAUUAUCCCAUUCAAGGCCUAUCAGAGAAAGAGCUGAAGGCCAUGUCGGCGGCUCCACUCCUGGUGGCCCUGCUCCAGGUGGCAGUGCUGCCCUCUGUCUUCGGCGGGGCGUACUACGGGCACAACGGUCACAGCGGGCAUCCUCAGCAGCACCUCCCCCAGCAGCACCUCCCCCAGCACCCACAGAUCCCCCAGAUACCCCAUAUGGGCAACAAGGACAAGGGCUACAUGCAUUACCAGCACUACAGGAAGGACCUGCCUCAAAUACCCCGGGGGAAGGAGAAGGGUCUCACCAUUCCCCAGGGAGAGGUAGGUAUCCCCCAGGGGGAACCGGGGCCUGCUGGACCUCCAGGACCCUCUGGGCCGCCUGGCCCAGCUGGACCCCCCGGUCCCCCCGGUAACGGACUCCCUGGGCCGGGAGGAAAUCCUGGACUCCCCGGACCUCCAGGACACGCCGGAGUCGGAAAACCCGGAAUGCCAGGGUUGCCAGGGAAACCGGGUGGACCCGGCCUGCCAGGGCCCCCUGGAGAUCAAGGUCUGAGCGGGGGAGAGGGGCCCGAGGGGCCAGUCGGUCCCUCAGGGCCUCCAGGACCCCCUGGGCUCCCCGGCAUGGGCAAACCUGGGGGUCAGGGCCUGCCCGGGGCCCCGGGGAUGAAAGGAGAGCCUGGACACAAGGGACUUCCAGGGCUCCCUGGCCUGCCAGGACCAAAGGGAGACAAAGGCAUCGGGAUGCCUGGGUUGCCUGGUCACAAGGGGCCUGCAGGACCACCGGGGCGCCCAGGACAAGGCGGUCUGCCAGGAAUCGGAAAACCAGGAAUGCCUGGAAUGCCGGGGCCUCCAGGCGUGUCAGGAAAACCUGGACCUACCGGAGAGCCCGGACCCUCAGGGCCGCCUGGACAGGAGGGACCUCAGGGAAUGCCCGGACCAGAUGGAAUUGGAAAACCAGGACUGGACGGCGCUCCAGGGCAACCAGGCCCACAGGGUGGCAAAGGACAACCAGGUCUGCCAGGGUUGCCAGGAAAACCGGGACUGCCAGGAAUUGGCAAACCAGGAUACCCCGGACCAAAGGGAGAUAAGGGGCAGGGAGGCCAGCCAGGUGCCUUCGGGCCAAAGGGAGACAAAGGACCAGGAGGUGCGCCAGGACAACUAGGCCCGCCAGGACCAAACGGACCUCCUGGGCCGCCGGGUCGCAUGGGGCCCCCAGGGGGCAUAGGUGUACCUGGACAAAGAGGUGAAGGAGGACCUGUGGGACCGAAAGGUGAAAUUGGACCCCUCGGAGAACCAGGACCCACAGGGUUGCCAGGUGAAGCUGGAGCCCCAGGAGAGGGAGGCGAGCCUGGGCCAAGAGGGCCGCCAGGGUCAGUGGGUCCCCAGGGCGAAGGAGGACAGAAGGGUCAGCAAGGACCUCCCGGUCAACCUGGUCUGCCCGGCCUGAAGGGUGAAGGAGGCGGCCCUGGUCCAGAGGGCCCUCAAGGACCAAAGGGAAUUCCAGGAAUCACUGGUCCCGGUGGCCCGAUUGGACCUCCUGGACCUCCCGGACCUAAAGGAGAGGGAGGUCCACCGGGUCAACCUGGUCCUGCUGGAGAGGGGAACCCAGGUGUGGCAGGCCCAAUCGGACCUCCAGGAAAAACAGGACCUUCGGGCCCACCUGGCCAACCUGGUCGAACCGGACUCCCCGGCCCUCCCGGUCCACCUGGAGCCUCGGCGCCCGUACCGGACCUGGAGGCCGUGCUGCCCGAGAUGGGCCCGGCACUGGACGGUGUGAAGACCUACAAGGGCAAGGGCAAGUACGGCGGAACACCCCAGGUCAUCGCCAGUGGGCUAGAGAUGCCCGCCUUCACCGCCACCCUGACCACUCCCUUCCCGCCCGUUGGCACGCCUGUGGUGUUCGACAAGAUCCUCUACAACGGCCGGCAGAACUACAACCCGCAGACGGGCGUGUUCACCUGUGACCUGCCCGGCAUCUACUACUUCAGCUACCACGUGCACUGCAAGGGCACCAACGUGUGGGUGGGGCUGUACCGCAACGGGGAGCCCGUGAUGUACACCUACGACGAGUACAAGAAGGGCAUCCUAGAUCAGGCGUCCGGCAGUGCCGUGGUGCCCCUGCAGCCUGGCGACGCGGUCCACAUCGAGCUGCCCUCCGAUCAGGCGGCUGGCCUCUACGCCGGCCAGUACGUCCACUCCUCCUUCUCCGGAUUCCUGCUCUACCCGAUGUAGAGAGAGAGAGAGAGAGAGAGAGAGAGAGAGGAUGAGAGAGAGGUGAAAGAGAGGGAGGGAGGGGAGAAGUACUAAAGAAGAGAAAGA